Formica exsecta is the source of this 1612-nucleotide messenger RNA. Its product is annotated as GRIP and coiled-coil domain-containing protein PFC0235w. Lineage: Eukaryota; Metazoa; Arthropoda; Insecta; Hymenoptera; Formicidae. The coding region runs from base 99 to 1265 and encodes 388 amino acids. The transcript has 5 exons. The record is from RefSeq and is a predicted model, not a curated record.
ACAUCGGCGUCUCUCGCGAAAGGUAUCUUUCAGUGUCGAUAAAGCAUUCCGUUUUGUCUCGAUAUCGUAUUCGUCUUGAGAUAUAUGACAGAUGACAGAUGACAGAUGAUCGAUCGACGGAACUCUUCGAAGGAAAAAUUCGCAAAAGUUCUUUGACUGGCGUUGCAAAUACUUCGAAGUGUUUGAUUGACCAAUCAGGACAGAGGAGUCUCUCCCGGAUUAGUUUCUACCUGUCUCUAAUUAUCUUCUUUAAUUUAUGUAUACAAAUAUUGUUUGGAAACAUGUCCGAUGAUUUAUUAGCUAAGGAAAAAGAGUUUCGCAGAUUGAAUCGCGAGCUUCGACAGAAAACUCAUGAUAUGAUAAAGGAGGUUGAUUCUGUCAUAAAUGCUCCUGAUAGUUUGUUUAGCAAUGAAUCGUACUUAAAUUUUGUAACGAAAGAUGUAAAAACGAUACAUUCAGAAGAUAAAACAUUAAAGACAGAUAAACAAUCAAGAACAUUAGAUGGAAUUGUUGAAAUUCCAGAAAAUGUCAAUAAUAUUAAGAUUUCACUAAAGAAGGAUAAUAGUGUGGGAAAUAAUGCUAUUGUUACAUUGCUUAAAGGCAAGAUAGAUAUGCUGUAUAAAGAGCUACAAGCGAUGCAACUUGAGUAUAACAAAAAGUGCGAUUAUUCUAAAGAAUUAGAAGUGAGAAAGAAGAAACUUGAUGAUAUUCAAGUUAAAUUACACAAUCAGAUAGGAACAUUAAAUGAUACAAUUACAAAGUUAGAAAAUAGAAACUCUGAUACAAUAUCAAACUGUCAAGCUUUGAGCAAUGAAAAUGUUGCCUUAAAAAAGGAUUUGGAAAGUCUUAAGAAGGAGAUAAAUAUAUUAAGUCAGCAAUCAACUAAUUAUGAUGUGAGAUUAAAUAGAUCUCUAGAAAGUAAUGAAAAACUUAAGAAUGCAUUAAAAUGUAGUCAGAUAGAAGAAAAGGAAUUAAGGAAUUCAAUUAGGAGAGUACAAGAAGAUAAGAGAAUAGCCGUAAAAAGCUUGGAAAAACAGCGAAAUGAAUUAGUGCAUGCGUUUAAGAAGCAAAUGCUACUCAUAGAUAAUCUGAAGAAACAAAAUGUAUGUGUAUUGAAGAUCAUUAAUUUCUUCUAUUUGUAUAACACUGUAAUGCAACUUUAUAAUCUUAUAAUUCUACAGAUGUAUUUAAUGUCAAAUGGGCAAAUUCGCUUAACAGAAGAAGACUUUACAAAAUUAUUAGAGUGGAAACCUCAGCAACCCUGAUAUAAAACAUUUAUUGAAAGACUGCUAUGUUUUAUAUCUUUUGUAAGAGAGAGAUGAAAUUAAUUUUACUUUUUGUAGCCAUUAGUCUUAUAGUGUGCAUCUUUUCAUAGAGUGCUCUCUCUUGUGUGUUUUCAUCAAUUAUCAAGAUUAAAAUUGAGAUAUUUCGUAUUUUUUAAUAAAUAUUUAUGAUAUUUGUGAUUUGUAAGAUAUUGUUAUUUAGUGCUCAUAAUUUUAUGGAUAUUUGUUUUUGUUUCACUUUGCAAUCACAGUAAUUUAUUAUUAUACAAAAUAAAAAAAGUAUAUAAAAAAAUUUUGCAAAAUUUAAAAUAUUGUAAAAAAAAAAAAAA